Messenger RNA from Chara braunii, 1947 nucleotides. Lineage: Eukaryota; Viridiplantae; Streptophyta; Charophyceae; Charales; Characeae. The record is from the annotation of a GenBank genome assembly.
CCUGUGGGGAACAGCCCACCGGUGAUGCAGGAAGCCAAGCGUACACCAAGAACGACGCAUAUGCAACCGGUGCGAUUAGCGGGAAAACUACAGAAAUCGGCGAAGAAGAAGAGUACCAAGAAGAAGACACCGAAAAGAUACACUCCAAGAAGGGGAACACCAAAGACAAAGAUCGCGACGAAGAUUGGAACAGCAGGUCGCGCUAAGUACAUCUGUGAGAACAUUCGGGCGCUGUCAGAAUUCAGCGCGAACGAGCUCAAGGAUAUUUGUCGAAAGGAGGACGUGGAGUACGAGAAUAAAGUUUUGGCGACCAUUAAUAUCGCCGAGAAGUGCGCUAUCGAGGCAUACGGCAAGGACGAGGAGGACGUGACGGACGACAAUGUCGAGGUGGUAGUACCGACAAGCGACGACGAAGAUGACGACGAAGUUGCGGAACCGGGCACCGAAUCUACUUUGGCGUUUAGACCGGUAAGUGUGCGAAUUAACAACCAGGAACACGGUGUGAACGUUUUUAAAACGCUGGCCGAAGCAGAGAAGAAGGGGUUCCGAAAAUUCUCUAUGCAAUCGGAAGGAGGUAACGUGUGGGUGGAUGGCUGGAAAAAGAUCCGAAAGGCUUUCGGAACGACUCCAGUAAUUGUUGACGGCACGGCGUCAACUCUAGCCAAGUGCAAGAAGAAUUUGGAGGAGGGGAAGUUAGUGAACAUGGGAUGUCUUCGGCGGUGGCAUCCAAAAGGCAAUCAGGAUAAGAAAGCUCUGGUCAACAUGUUACGUAAUCCGAAGCGGCUUGGCGAAUUGAAGAGCUUCGACGUCACAGUAUUGUUCAGAUACUUCAGCGAAGAGUUUUCACAAGGAAUCAACGAGAUCUUACCUGAGGAGGGUGGAUUACCCUAUCCAAGGAUAGGCGACCAUGUGCGCUUCCGAUUGCAAAAGCUGGACGAUAUUCAUCCCUUACUUUGUAACGCGAACAAUGUUCCACAGGCUUCAUCGCGGAAGCGGAGUGAACUGCUGCAACAGGAAAUCGAACAGGCUUUUGAGAGAUGGCCAAACAUAGGCGGAGGCGUAGUGACUAGCAAGGAAGUGGAGACGUGCAUCCUCAAGGAACCAGCUGAAGCAAACAAGCUUCUGAAGAUGGAGGACGUGAACCAGCUGAGACAGCGUUUGGAUGGUCUGGUACGCACACCAUUGGACAGGAAUACCGGGGAAACCCUGGUGAUUUGUCCGAAGUUGUACCAUGAAGCAAUGAUGAUGAUGUUCGUAUGUAACCCGGGUUAUCGAAUCGUGAAGGAGGACGAGGCGGCGAUCAUCGAGCAGAUGGCGGUGGAUUCGAAGGAGGUGGGCCUAUCUGAUUUCGGAAAACUGAAUAAGAAGGGGACGUUUGGCGCAGCAUACGUGCAGCCAAAGCACAAGGAUUUGGACCGUUAUCGGCCAAUCUGCCCAUCGCACUCAGAACCAUCGGUGCGUACGUCCAAAUGCGUAGCCAGGGCGCUCAAUCAUCUUCUGAGGAAUAUCCCACAAAGCUGGCAUUUCAACUUGAAGGCAGUCUCGGAGGUUGUUCCGCGGCUCGACUCUAUGAAUAAAACAAUGCGAAGGAGAUGUGGAAGCGGUCUACACAUGUCGACGAUGUCUUACGACAUCAAAGACAUGUUCAGUAAGCUGCCGCACAAGAAGAUUAUCGAGGCAGUUGACUGGAUCAUCGACCAUUUCAAGACGAAAGGCGUGAAGAUGGUAAGGGUCAACCCACAAGGAAAGGGAAGCACGUUUGGGAGAACGACUGGCGACGACCAUUGGCGUGUCAUCGAUUUGGAAGAACUGAGGACUUUCGUACGCUUUGACCUCAAGCACACAUACGUCAAAGCAACGGGCGUGCUGAUUAACUAGAUCAUGGGCAUCCCGAUGGGAAAAAGUACGAGUCCACCUUUAGCAUGCAUCAUGUGCGCACACGCCGAA